UGCUUAUUACAAUUUUGUAAGUGCUAGAGAGUUAUUCAGUUAUUUCCAUAAAAUCAUUAUAUAAUCAAACAUUUGAUUAACAUUUAAGACCAAAAGGAUAAAAGAGUUUAAAAUGUUUUCGCUACUAGAAGUUGCCAAGAAUUCACCAUUCCGUACUCCAUUUACUAAAGUUCAUUGUGACGUACCAACACCUGGCGUUGAUGGACCGGUGCCUGGUCGUCACAUUCAAGCCGCCGCUGCUGCCACUGAAUCUUGUGAAUUCGGCAGUGCCAAAUAUUUCGCUUUAUGUAGUAUUGGUGGCAUUUUGUCGUGUGGUACCACGCAUACAUUUGUAGUGCCCUUGGAUUUGGUUAAAUGUCGUCUGCAAGUCGAUCAAGCAAAAUACAAAAACUUGUUUACUGGCUUUAAAGUUACUGUAGCUGAGGAAGGUUUUAAGGGUCUGGCUAAGGGCUGGGCUCCGACACUGUUCGGUUAUUCUGCGCAGGGAGCCUUUAAGUUUGGUUUAUAUGAACUGUUUAAAGUAUAUUAUUCUAAAGCCUUGGGCGAGGAGAAUGCGUAUUUGUAUCGUACGUCAUUAUAUUUAGCUGCCUCGGCUUCAGCUGAAUUUUUCGCUGACAUAGCUUUAGCUCCGUUUGAGGCUACCAAGGUUAAAAUUCAGACUACACCUGGAUUUGCUAACACCAUGAGAGAGGGUAUGCCAAAGAUUAUGAAUGAAGAAGGAAUCAAUGGUUUUUACAAAGGUUUAGUGCCUUUAUGGAUGCGACAAAUUCCAUACACGAUGAUGAAAUUUGCCUGUUUCGAAAGAACCCUUGAACUUUUAUAUAAAUAUGUUGUACCCAAGCCAAGAGCAGAAUGCUCGAAGGGUGAACAACUGGUGGUAACAUUCGCAGCCGGCUAUAUUGCAGGCGUGUUCUGCGCGAUUGUUUCUCAUCCAGCCGAUGUUGUUGUGUCGAAAUUGAAUCAAGCUAAGGGAUCGUCAGCCUUAGAUGUGACUAGAUCCUUGGGUUUUAUGGGUAUGUGGCAAGGCUUAACGCCACGUAUAGUUAUGAUUGGUACUCUUACUGCUUUGCAAUGGUUUAUCUAUGAUGGCGUCAAAGUAGCUUUGGCUAUACCACGUCCUCCUCCACCCGAGAUGCCCGCCUCUCUUAAGGAAAAAUUAGCCAAGUAAAAGUUCUGUUAGUUUAUUUCAAGUAUAAAAUUGAAAAGCGCAGUGCAUCUAAAGAUGCAUUCGUUUCGAUACGUAAACGCCUAAGGGACGUGAAGCAAAAACUAAAAAAAAGAAAAGAGUUAAAUUAUUAUAAGCCAGUCACUAUGAAAAGUUAGUUAAAUUAUUUCUGCAAACAGCGCUCAUCCAAACCAGUGUUUUUAAACAAGUUUCUUUGAAAAAAAAAA
Molecule: messenger RNA, 1392 nt
Organism: Glossina fuscipes
Lineage: Eukaryota; Metazoa; Arthropoda; Insecta; Diptera; Glossinidae
Gene: Mpcp2
Product: phosphate carrier protein, mitochondrial
Exons: 4
Coding region: 113-1168 (351 amino acids)
Biological process (GO): mitochondrial phosphate ion transmembrane transport
Cellular component (GO): mitochondrial inner membrane
Molecular function (GO): phosphate transmembrane transporter activity
Source: RefSeq, a predicted model, not a curated record